This is a messenger RNA of Pyrenophora tritici-repentis Pt-1C-BFP, 693 nucleotides long. Its product is annotated as Glyco-hydro-61 multi-domain protein. The record is from RefSeq and is a predicted model, not a curated record. NCBI's taxonomy places the organism in Eukaryota, Fungi, Ascomycota, Dothideomycetes, Pleosporales, Pleosporaceae.
AUGAAGUACAGUCUCGCCGCCCUCCUCGCUGUCGCCAGCACGGCCAGCGCACACUACACGCUCCCCGAACUCACCGUCAAGGGUGUAAAGACCGGCCAAUGGGCCUACGUCCGCAAGACAUCAAACUACCAAUCCAACGGCCCCGUCACAGACGUAACAUCAAACGCCAUCCGCUGCUACGAGCUCUCCCCGGGCACCGGAUCAAAAACCUACACCGUAAACGCCGGCGACACCGUCGGCUUCACAGCCGCAACCUCCAUCUCGCACCCAGGAACCCUCCAAUUCUACCUCGCCAAAGUGCCGUCUGGUAAAACCGCCGCCACUUGGGACGGCUCGGGUACCGAAUGGUUCAAAAUCUACAGCCAAGGCCCCUCCUUCUCCGGCGGCCAGCUCACGUGGCCAUCAAACGGUAAAACAGAAGUCGACGUCACGUUGCCGAAAUCGCUGCCCAGCGGCGAGUACUUGCUCCGCGGUGAACACAUCGCGCUGCAUUCUGCGGGUUCCGCCGGCGGCGCGCAGUUUUACCUUAGUUGUGCGCAGUUGAAGGUUGAGAAUGGCGGGAACGGUAGUCCCGGGCCGAAGGUGGCUUUUCCGGGCGCGUAUAAGGCGACGGAUCCGGGCAUUAUGAUUAACAUUUACUACCCGGUUCCUACUAGUUAUACGGCGCCUGGGCCGGCGGUUUGGAGUGGGUAG